CGAGCCCAUUUCCCAGGAAGCCGAGCGGCCACGCCGGAGCGCGCGCGUGCGCUCUGGCGCCUCUGGGUCCCCCGCUUGGCUUUGACCUCCCUCCGCCCGGGGAAAGAUGGCCGCCCCAGCCGCGUCCGGGCUGUCCCGACAGGUGCGGAGCUUCAGCACAUCCGUGGUCAGGCCCUUCGCCAAGCUCGUGAGGCCGCCCGUGCAGAUCUACGGCAUCGAGGGUCGCUAUGCCACUGCGCUCUACUCUGCGGCAGCCAAGCAAAACAAGCUGGACCAGGUGGAAAAGGAGCUGCAGCGCGUGGGGCAACUCCUGAAGGACCCCAAGGUGUCUCUUGCCGUCCUGAAUCCCUACAUCAAGCGCUCCAUCAAAGUGAAAAGCCUGAGUGACAUCACAGCCAAGGAGAAGUUUUCUCCGCUGACGGCCAACCUCAUGAAUUUACUUGCUGAAAACGGUCGCCUAAGCAAUACCCAGGGCGUCAUCUCUGCGUUUUCCACCAUCAUGAGUGUCCACCGUGGAGAAGUGCCUUGCAUGGUGACCACAGCGUCUGCUUUAGAUGAAGCUGUUCUCUCUGAGUUAAAAACAGUGCUGAAGAGCUUCCUGAGUCAAGGCCAAGUGUUGAAACUGGAGGUUAAGACUGAUCCAUCAAUCAUGGGUGGGAUGAUUGUCCGAAUUGGGGAGAAAUACGCCGAUAUGUCCACAAAGGCCAAGAUUCAGAAACUCAGCAAGGCCAUGCGGGACUUGGUCUAAAGUCUGUGUCACCUGUGAGGGCUCUGCUCUGAGUCUGUCACCUAUGCAGGCUCUGGAGCGACAAUAAAACACUUGAUAAACA
Molecule: messenger RNA, 830 nt
Organism: Mesocricetus auratus (golden hamster)
Lineage: Eukaryota; Metazoa; Chordata; Mammalia; Rodentia; Cricetidae
Gene: Atp5po
Product: ATP synthase peripheral stalk subunit OSCP
Exons: 7
Coding region: 107-748 (213 amino acids)
Biological process (GO): proton motive force-driven mitochondrial ATP synthesis
Cellular component (GO): membrane
Molecular function (GO): proton-transporting ATP synthase activity, rotational mechanism
Source: RefSeq, a predicted model, not a curated record